Archocentrus centrarchus (flier cichlid) is the source of this 4013-nucleotide messenger RNA. It is a transcript of the gene herc3, whose product is annotated as HECT and RLD domain containing E3 ubiquitin protein ligase 3. Gene Ontology annotation, cellular component: cytoplasm. The record is from RefSeq and is a predicted model, not a curated record. Lineage: Eukaryota; Metazoa; Chordata; Actinopteri; Cichliformes; Cichlidae. Gene Ontology annotation, molecular function: ubiquitin-protein transferase activity. The transcript is spliced from 24 exons. The coding region runs from base 1 to 3147 and encodes 1048 amino acids.
AUGCUGUGCUGGGGGAAUGCCAAGGACGGGCAGUUGGGUAUUGGUGUGGAGAAGAACCCUGUGUUUGAGCCGAGGAACUGUCAUUUGUUCAGUGGCAGGGGACUGAAAGAGGUCGCCUGUGGAGGCCGGCACUCUGUGUUUCUUAUGCAUGAUGGCAGUGUGUACACAUGUGGCUCUAACAGCUGUGGACAGCUGGGCCAUGACAAAGCAGGCGCUUCCCCAGAUCUUGUUGCUGCUCUGGAUACCCAGAAGAUUAUGAUGGUGUCGUGCGGUUGGGCUCAUUCGAUGGCAGUGAAUGAGCAGGGUCAAGUGUUUGCCUGGGGAGCUGGUGAUGGGGGACAGCUUGGCCUGGGGACCGCAGAGGCGGCUGUUCGAAUCCCAAGAUUGCUCAAACGACUGUGUGACCAUCACAUCUCCCAAGUAAUGUGCGGGAAUCAGCACUGCAUCGCACUUUCUAGAGAUGGCCAGCUGUUCACAUGGGGCCAGAACACCAGCGGGCAACUGGGGUUGGGGAAAGGAGAGCCCAGCAAGCUGUUCCCUCAUCCUUUAAAGUCUCUAGCAGGAAUUCCUUUGGCACAGAUAACUGCAGGAGGAGACCACAGUUUUGCCCUCUCAUUGUCUGGAGCUGUAUUUGGCUGGGGCAAAAACAGAGCUGGACAACUCGGCCUUAAUGAUAAACAAGAUCGUGCCGUCCCAUGCCACAUCAAAUUUUUGAGAUCUCAAAAAGUUGUUUACAUCAGCUGUGGAGAUGAACAUACAGCAGCCCUGACAAAGGAUGGUGGCUUGUUUACGUUUGGUGAUGGCUCGUGGGGUCAGCUGGGUCAUGGCUCCACCAAUAGUGAACUUUUACCUAGGCGAGUGCUGGAGCUCAUGGGUACUGAGGUGUCCCAAAUCACCUGUGGCAGGCACCACACGUUGGCGUUCGUGCCUUCCUCUGGCAUGGUAUAUGCGUUUGGUUGUAACAGCCAUGGCCAGCUGGGCACAGGAAUACUGGGAGAUGCCAGAAGCCCAUUUCCUGUCAAGGCCAGUUUCCUGACUGGAAAUUUCCAUAGAAGAGAAUCAAAACAGUAUACGGUGAUGAAAAUCAUCUGCGGCGGAGACCAUAGUUUCUUAUUGUAUUCCAAUGAGCAGAGCUCUGUCCCUCCAGAAGACUUCAGAGUGAUUAAUAUUAGCAAAAGCCUCUCACCAAUCAAUUAUGAAAGUUUAAAUUCGUGGAGGUUGAAACUGAUGUACAGCACAGACUCUAGCGCCACAAAUGACGUCAUAGUUCAGCUGUCUUCGACGGCGUGCUGGAAUGCCAGUUUCUUGGACCAAAGUGAUGAUAUUCAUUUCAAAACCAACCCAAAGAUCCCAGGCAUCGAUCUCAACUCUGUCAGAAUGCUGUUUGAGACUCUCAGCAAACCGGCCUUCUCUGAGCUUAUGGAGCAGGCCACCAAGAGUUUUGAGAGCCUGCUGAUCCCUCAGCUGCCGCGCUCCCCUCCUGAUGUCGAGGCCAUGAGGAUCUACCUCAUCUUGUCAGAGUAUCCGGCCCUGCAGGACUCCCAAAACUACGUCCGCCUCACGAUACCCCUAGCUAUGGCUAUUCUCCGGCUAGAUGCCAACCCCAGCAAAGUAUUGGACAACUGGUGGUGUUUUGUGGACGGCAGUGUGUUCACCAGAAUGGUCGACAUGUACAAGAGCAUUGUUGUCUUUAUGCUAACAGGAGGCAAGACGCUGCUCGUACCCAUGUUCUAUGAGAACUAUUUUCUUGCCACUCUUAGACUGCUGGAGAAGCUCCACAAGGUAAACUUAAAGGCACAACAUGUGGAGUACAACCGCUUUUAUAUCCCUGACAUCACCAGCCUUGUGGACAUCCAGGAAGACUACCUCAAAUGGUUUCUGAAUAAAGCUGAGAUUAAAAUGGGAUCAUCCCCUUCACAGAGUGACUUUCCCUCAGUGAACCUAUGUGCCUACCCGUUCAUACUGAACGCAAAAGCCAAGACAACCAUGCUGCAAACCGAUGCUGAACUGCAAAUGCAGAUGGCAGUAAGCGGUGCAAAUCUACACAAUGUCUUUAUGCUGCUCACACUGGAACCCCAUCUCGCUAGGAACCCUUACUUGGUGCUCCAUGUGCGCAGGAGCCAUUUAGUAAGCGACACACUACGUGAGCUCACCAUGUACUCUGAUGUGGACCUCAAGAAACCACUCAAAGUGAUCUUUGAUGGAGAGGAGGCCAUAGACGCAGGCGGCGUAACUAAAGAGUUCUUCCUGCUGCUGUUGAAGGAGCUGAUGGAUCCUGUGUAUGGGAUGUUCACUCAUUACAAAGAGUCCAACCUGCUCUGGUUUUCAGAUAAAUGUUUUGUAGAGCAGAACUGGUUUCACCUGAUCGGGAUCAUCUGCGGUCUGGCCAUCUAUAAUGCUACAGUGGUGGACCUCCACUUCCCCCUGGCUCUUUACAAGAAGCUGCUUGAGGUAUCACCCACACUGGAGGACUUCAAAGAGCUCUCACCCACUGAAGCCAGAAGUUUACAACAACUUUUAGACUAUGAAGGAAGUGAUGUGGAGGAGACAUUUCUUCUCAACUUUGCUAUCACCAGGGAGAACUAUGGGAUGACAGAAGUGAAGGAGCUGAUUCCUGGAGGAGAGAGCGUCACUGUGGACACAACCAACAGGAAGGAGUUUGUGGAGGCCUACCUGCGCUACGUGUUCUCAGACUCUGUGGGCGAGCAGUACUCUGCUUUCUCCUCCGGCUUCCUGAAGGUGUGUGGUGGUGAGAUUCUGUCUCUGUUCCAGCCCUCCGAGCUGAUGGCCAUGGUGGUCGGCAACAACAACUACAACUGGGAGGAGAUGGAGAAGAAUGCUGUUUAUAAAGGGGAGUACACCCCCACUCAUCCAACAGUCAGAUUGUUCUGGGAGGUUUUCCAUGAGUUCCCUCUGGAAAAGAAGAAGCAGUUCUUGUUGUUCCUGACUGGUAGCGACCGCAUUCCCAUCCACGGCAUGGAGAGCCUGCGUAUCAUCAUCCAGUCUACCACAGCAGAGGAGCACUACCUGCCAGUGGCCCACACCUGCUACAACCUGCUGGACAUGCCCCGCUACCAGACCAAAGAGAUCCUGCGCCGCCGCCUCACUCAGGCCGUGGAGCAGUACGAGGGCUUCAGCCUGGUCUGAGGUGACCCCUGAGGAGACUUAACGCACUUUAACAGCAAUACACCCCCAUGUGAGUGUAAAUGGGCAAUUUUGGGGCAUGGGAGGGUCACUCUGUUUAUAUAUGGUCAAACAAGAUUGUUUAGCAUCUUGAAUCUUAAAGGUCUAUGUAUGCAUAUGCAGAGUAUUAUUGCUUUUAUUGCUUUGGGCAAAGUUCCUCAGCCUUCCAGGACCAUUUGGAGGAGAUUUGAAUGGCUGAUACACAAAAACCAACACGGAAAUUAACCAAAAAUAGCACAUGGACUAAAAUGUGCAAAAUGACCCCGGGAUUAUGAAAACUUUGGGACCUAAAACCAGGGCCGGAGAAGGUUGAGAAACUCAGGCUUUUGGAUGUUGGCAUUGUUUUAAUUUAUUUUUUUUUGUUUGCAAAGCUGUGUAUUUUAUAUUCCUUAAAUUCUAUUUUUCACCAUUAAAGAGUUAUGUUAUUACCUUGAGACAAUAUAUUGCUUUUUGUUACUUUUAAUUUAUUAAAUAGAGUGGUUAUUUUUGACAAAAUUAACAUGUAUAUAUGUAUGUAAAUAGCACUUUGAAUAUAAUCUUCACCCGUGAGAUUGGGAGGAGUGUUAGUCCCGCUGAUCCUUUUAAAUCUGGCACCAGCAUGUCCUCUCUGCCUGAUUUGGAAAGAGGACAAACGAGUCUGGCAGAUAGAAGGGUGCAGAGUGAAACGUGCUGAAUAUUGUUUGCAAUCCUUCGUUCUGUUUUAGCUGUGGAUCACAGAGCAGCUGAUUUUGUUCUUGAACCUGCAUUCAACAGUGUUGCCUUCUACAGCAAAACCUACUGUACGGACACAAAGUGGAUUUUUAGUGGAUGUUGUCUGUGUGCAUGUUCCC